GUCGUCCUGCCAGCGGCGAGAGAACAGCUCCGUCCAGGAGGUCUCAGCACACUGCUUUCUCUCUCUCUCUCUCUCUGUGGAGGAUUAAAAGGCGUUUGUGUUUUCUUCCUGCUGUAUUUAGAGGUGGGAAUCUCGGACGGGGAAGAACGAAAGCGUGAAGCGGCUCAUGACAGCUCUCCUCUUCAGUAUGAGGAGUUAGUGAAAAAACAAAAAGGGACCUGAAUAUCGACGACACUCUCGCGGAGUAGAUGGAGGAACCAGGAGAUAAGUGUUACUGUGUGGGCUGUAGAGGAAAGAUUCAAGACUCGUUUCAAAUGAAAGUCCUCCAGGACACUUGGCACAACGCCUGCUUCAAAUGUUCUGUGUGCUGUGACCACCUGACUAACUGGUACUAUGAGAAGGACGGCAAGCUGUACUGUCGCAAUCACUACUGGGAAAAGUUUGGAGAGCUCUGUCAUGGUUGCUCUCUGCUCAUGACUGGACCUGCGAUGGUGGCUGGAGAACAUAAGUACCAUCCUGAGUGUUUUGUUUGCUUGAGCUGCAAGGUGGUCAUUGAAGACCGGGACACCUACGCUUUAGUCGAGAGGUCAAAACUGUAUUGCGGGAAGUGCUACAAGCAGGAGGUUCUCACACCCAUGUUGGAAAAACGCUCGUACGACUCGGUCCUGGACUCCCUGCCCCACACGGUGACCCUCAUCUCGAUGCCUUCUGCAGCCAAUGGGAAGAGAGGCCUCUCUGUGUCAGUGCUGAGGGAUGUCAAUGGCUCAGCGAGUGUUCAGGUCAAAGAGGUCAGAGGAAUGCUUAUUAGUCCAGAGGUUCGAAAUGCCAUCCAUGUUGGAGACAGGAUUCUGGAGAUCAAUGGCCUUCCUGUGGCGACAUUGAUGGAGCAGGAGGUCAAAGUAAUGCGAAGCCUUGACCAUCCCCACGUUCUGAAGUUUAUCGGCGUGCUGUACAAAGACAAAAGGCUCAAUUUGAUUACUGAGUUUAUUGAGGGCGGCACGCUGAAGGAUUUCAUCAGAGACAUGGACCCGUUUCCAUGGGAGCAGAGGGUGAGCUUUGCAAAGGGUAUCGCUUCUGGCAUGGCCUACCUCCACUCAAUGAGCAUCAUCCACAGAGACCUAAAUUCUCACAACUGUCUGGUUAAACUGGACAACACUGUAGUCGUUGCUGAUUUCGGACUGUCCCGACUCAUAGUAGAAGAGAAAGUUAAACCUCCACCUGAAAAACCUACCAAUAAGAAGCGCUUUAGACGGAUUGAUCGAAAGAAGCGGUACACCGUUGUGGGGAAUCCUUACUGGAUGGCUCCAGAGAUGCUAAAUGGUAAACGUUACGAUGAGAAGGUGGACAUUUUCUCCUUUGGAAUUGUUCUCUGCGAGAUCAUUGGACAAGUCUACGCGGACCCUGAGUGCCUCCCCAGGACUUUGGACUUUGGCCUAAAUGUUGGCAAGUUUGUGGAGAAGUUUCUCCCUGAAGACUGCACACCAGCUUUCUUUCCAUUGGCUGUAGCCUGCUGUGACCUCACAACAGACAACCGUCCACCUUUUCAGAAGCUUGAGGACUGGUUUGCAGCUCUGUCCCUCAAUCAGGAGCUGGGAAUCCCCCUGCCAGCCGAACUGGAAGAACUGCAUCAGAGCCUGAGUCGACUUUAUUGGCCUAAAGACGGCUCUCCAAACCAGAGCUCCGAUCAGUCGUUAACCCCAGUGGCAGCCUCUCCAGAUUGCUCGAGCACGACAGACAAUGGCACCUAGGACUUCUGCCUGUACUGUCUGUAUUUACUUUAGUGACACCUCUGACCUGCUGCACUGUGGAUGUGUAAAAAGAGGAAAGUUGUAUUGAACCCGAGCCGUAUUAAAACUGGAUAACCUGAGGUAGCUGGAUCAAUCUGUGUUUUUGGGACUUUAACCCUGUGAAUACCAGUGAACUGCAAAGAUAGUGCAAAAACAUUUCAGAAUUACAAGUGUUUACUAAUUCCUCCUGUGCCACUCAUUACAAAGAAGAUUGUUCACUCUGUAUAAAGACAAAAGAAAAAUGUCCUCCCUGGCAGAGGGAAAGACUCUUUCUUUCUAAGGCGGAGGACUUUAUGCUCCCACGUGACAACAGUUUUAUUUUCUGUCGGGUUUCUUUUGGCUCUGGAGUUGUUGUUGCUGUGUGUGGAAUGCACAGAUCGGUCCUUGCCCAACAGAGGAGUCACUUCACUUCAGCGGCAAAGAAAACAAAGAUCCUUGACAGUCUAGCUCAUUGGCAUGUUCAAAUAAACAGGGCAGGACACAAAAAAAAACCCCAGGUGUGACCUUGGGCAGCAAAGAAAGCAAACACACCGCUGCUGCUGAGAAUUUACACAUGAUGGCAAAGAAAUGUUCAGAUUAUGUUUAUUCUAAGCAUCACUCAUCUCAUUUUUGAUCAUGGAUCUGUGUACUUUCUAGCUUAAUUAUUUUAAUUAUUUUACCAAAAUGUUGAACGAACACCGUGCAGAUGUUUUAUUCAUGUCGGGGGGGAAAAAACGGGACAAAAGCUCUUUUGCAGUUUAGGACUGUUAAUGAUUGUCAGACAUAAUCAUGCAAGAGCUGACUGUUUGGAAAAAGAAAAAAACUGCCUUUGUACAGGACUGGAUAUUUUUGCCACUGUAUAUAAGUAUGUACAUAUUGUAGCACUAAUUUGACGUCUUGUUUUUUCUUCUUUUUUUUAACGGGACUUCUAGAUUUGUAUAUUUUAGACAUUUCGUCAGCGAAUGACAUUUUGGCCUUUUUUGCUAUUAUCAUUCAGGGUACUGACAACCAGCUGUAACCACUAUUAUUUAUAUUAAUGUAGUGUUUCAUAAAUAAAAGUUC
This is a messenger RNA of Neolamprologus brichardi, 2828 nucleotides long. NCBI's taxonomy places the organism in Eukaryota, Metazoa, Chordata, Actinopteri, Cichliformes, Cichlidae. The record is from RefSeq and is a predicted model, not a curated record.